Haplochromis burtoni (Burton's mouthbrooder) is the source of this 5403-nucleotide messenger RNA. RefSeq lists its product as uncharacterized. Gene Ontology annotation, molecular function: 1-phosphatidylinositol-3-kinase regulator activity. Lineage: Eukaryota; Metazoa; Chordata; Actinopteri; Cichliformes; Cichlidae. Bases 426 to 3140 code for a protein of 904 amino acids. The transcript is spliced from 10 exons. The record is from RefSeq and is a predicted model, not a curated record. Gene Ontology annotation, biological process: phosphatidylinositol phosphate biosynthetic process; intracellular signal transduction. Gene Ontology annotation, cellular component: phosphatidylinositol 3-kinase complex.
CUUCAUUUUCCCUCAAUAAACGACAACAAUCGUCAUCAUCAUCAUGAGGCUGUCAGAUCCCGGCAGGUGUUCGGUUCCCUCCGUUAAUCGUUUAGCUAUGAUCGGUGAUCGAUCCUGCGUGCGCAGCCCCGCCUCCCGCCGUGUUGUCUGACCGGAGGAUGAGGAGUCUUUAGGAGGCUAACAGCUAACGUCACGGAGCGGCGGCACCGGGCUCGUUUCUCUCGUUCCUUCAUGUUCUGACGUCGUCCAGCGGAGCCUUCGCCGUCACGAACCGGACCGGACUUCACAUGUCCGCGGCUGUGCGCUGCCGGCGGCCCGGGUAGCUCUGCCGGGAGAUGCGGCAGCAGCUAGCAGCUAGCCGUUAGCCCCGCAGCUGUUAUGUAAGAGCGGAGCGACUAGCCGCGCAGCUAACGUUAGCCGCCGCCAUGAAUGACGCGCAGCAAGAAAUGUCUCCGGACUUCGUGCUCAUGCGGCUCGUGUCCGCCGCGGAGUACGACCGGCUGGACGACCCCGACGAGCUGAUGUCCGGGGGCGGCGGGUUCGGCCCCGUCAAAGCCGUGCUGGGCCGCCGCGGCGGCGGGUUCGAUGUGGACUCUGGCGGCCCUUCGGCAGGCCUCGGCUCGGCUUCCCCGCAUUACAGCUCCCCGCUGCCCGGGAAAGGAGAGCUGAGCGGCGGGCUGGGGCUGACGCACGCCCCGUCGGGCUCCGAGGCGCCGUUGUCGCCCCCUCCGUCCGAAGACUUUGUGGACUUCCCGGUGCCGCGUGGGCACGGCUCUGCGGGGCACGGAGCGCAGCUAAUGGUGCUCCAGAACUUGCUGCGGUCCGGAGACCGGAUCCUGGAGUGCGGGCUGGAGCAGCCGCCCCCUGGCUUCCUGCAGGAGGAGGCAGAGCGACAGAGACAGCAGCUGGACCCGGUGCCGGGCACGGGUCCUGGCAGCGCGACAGCUGGUCCCGGGGGAGGAAAGGACCAGAACCCCCCUGCGCAGGAAAACCUGCAGCCGCAGCAGCUGUUGCAAUGGCACCCGGUCCUGAGGCUGGGCUCCCAGGCCCCCCAGCGGGGCGUCCCGGCUCUGGACUCGGAGUCCGGGUCAGUCCUGUGCCACACACACCACCUGCUGACAGACCGGCUGGCUAAGUGGCCCCCGGGCCUGCUGGACCAAGCCCUGCGGGCGGGGCUGCUGGAGCCCAGGAAGACCUGCCCCCCCAGGUGUCAAGACCCGGUCCUGGCUCCGGCCCAGAGGCCAGUACACCCGGGCGAGGUGAGGGAAGGAAGUGGCGGGCAGGAACUGGUGCUCUCGCUUCCUCGCUGUUCCUGCCAUGGCGUCCUGGCCUCGGGGUCCGGGGGCAUCGGGCCUGGCGAGGACCCCAGCGAGACGAGCGACGCCCUGCUGGUCCUGGAGGGUCUGGGGUCAGAGGAGGUGGGGGGACUUGCGGCAGAGUCCAGGGAUGCGGAGGGGGAGGACACAGAGAAAACAGAGCGGGUGGUGGGUGCAGGGACGCCUGGGGGGGCGGGGACUGUGUUCUCCAGUGGGACUCUCAGCGGGCUGAUGCGGCAGGUGCACAGACUGGCAGAGGAGGCGGGAGUGUGCACAGAUCAGAGCUGCCGGUCCUCACUCGCCGUUCUCGGCGCCACCGUGUCCCUCCCCUCUUGCGUGGACCCCCAGCCCCUCAUCGGCAGCGCCGCCACCCCCUGCCCGUACCUGCCUGUCCGCCCGCCACUGUCCCAGGCUGCUGCGGUGCUCCCCGGCCCCCUCCCAUCCUCUGACCCUCGCUCUCGCCCACAGCAUCAGCACCAGUCGCGCUCCCAGCCCCAGAGCCGUGCCGCUACCCCCAAACUGGGUGUGGCUUCUGGGGCAGCGGGUCGGUCAGCCUCCCCUCUGGUGGUCCUGGAGGGGGAAGGGGGUGCUGGAGGAAGGGAGGGGGAGAAGAUGCCCCGGGGGAAGUCGAGGAAGGGGGGGUCGCUGAAGGUCCGGCUCAGCAAGCUAUUCAGAACCAAGAGCUCGAGUGGCGGCUCGGGGGGGCUGCUGGACAAGAGGCCGUCCCUAGCGUCGUCCACGUCGUCGGGGGGCAGCCUGUUGGACGUGUGGGGGUCCACCUGCAGCAACCCAGACCAGGAUGGCAGGCUGCAGGUAUCCAGACCUCACAGUGCCUUCUCUCCGGUGCCCUUCACUCCGGCUUUCACCGGUGAGACGGUCUCUCUGGUCGAUGUGGAUAUUUCUCGGAGGGGGGGGAACUCUCUCCACCCCCCCACUCCUCCUCCCCCUCCCAGACGGAGCCUCAGUCUGCUUGAUGAUUUUGGGGGUCCUCCUCAGCAGCACGGCCCCUUCAUGGAGCGCAGCGCCGGGGCCUCCAUGCAGUCGCUGCCCCCCCGACCGAUGGCCCUGCCCCCCUCCCUCAACACCAUCCAGCACAGCCUGAGCCUCAACGACACCUUCCUGCGAGGUUUACCUCGACCCGUGCCCCUGCGGCCCGACGGGCAGCACCCGCCCCCCCGGCUCGCCCCUCGCUGCCCGCUCAGUCGACCCGAUGCCGGCAACUUCGCCACCAGCCUCAGGGAGCUGGAGAAGUGCGGCUGGUACUGGGGGCCGAUGAACUGGGAGGACGCUGAGAUGAAGCUGAAGGGGAAACCGGACGGCUCGUUUCUGGUGCGGGACAGCUCAGACCCGCGAUACAUCCUGAGUCUGAGCUUCAGGUCGCAGGGAAUCACACACCACACACGCAUGGAGCACUACAGAGGGACGUUCAGCCUGUGGUGUCACCCAAAGUUUGAGGACCGCUGUCACUCGGUGGUGGAGUUCAUCGAGCGAGCCAUCAUGCACUCCAAGAACGGAAAGUUCCUGUACUUCCUGCGCUCGCGAGUCCCAGGUCUGCCGCCGACCCCAGUCCAGCUCCUGUACCCGGUCUCCAGGUUCAGCAGUGUUAAGUCUCUGCAGCAUCUCUGUCGCUUCUGCAUCAGACAGCUGGUCCGGAUCGACCACAUCCAGGAGCUGCCGCUGCCCACGCCUCUGAUCGCCUACCUGAGGAAGUUUUAUUACUACGACCCUGAAGAGGAGAUCAGCCCCACGCUGAAGGAGGACAAGGAGCAGAAGGAGCGGGGGACGGAGGGCGGCGGCCAGCCGGGGGUCGAGUCACAAACGUAGCACCGGAGCCCGAAGCCGGCUUCUUUCCUUUUCUUUGUUUCUCGGACUCGAACACUGAAGGAUGUUCAAAAAGCAAGCUGAACUCUCAGACUUCAGCCAAUCGGCUCCCUCGCUCAGUCCCGCAUCCGGGCGGGUUUCAGAUGAUCCACCCUCCUUUGAGCUCUCUGAUCGGCUCACGGGGAGUCGACAGGGGAGGGGCCGGGGAUGUGGAGACUCCGCCUCUCUUUUGAUGUCAUCGCUGAGCAGCCAGACGGCGAUGUUAGCUAAAAUCAGUAAAAGAGAAAGGAGCUGAGAAAGUGUCGGUCGCCUCUGGGGUCCUCUGACGAUACGAGAGGGUCUCUGAUUCCGAGAGCAGAAGGCGGUACAGAUUUAUCCCAGCUCAGAUCUCGGCGCAGCACAAAGUGUGAGAGCGUCCCCUGAAUGCACCAAAAGGUCUUUAAAUGAAUAAAACAUCACAGAAAUAAACGAAUGAUUGUACGGAGCCCCGCCGGGGACAUGGAGGAAGAAAAAAAUUAAGACGGACUUUUGCGGGACCUCGCAAAAGUUUUAGCCGCAUUCUUCGGAGGCCGCCGGCUCGAAGCCGACCAGGAGGUCGAGGCACGAUGUGCCGGGAAAGCGGUGUUCCUCCCGGCUGUAGUAGAUCUCGACCUCCCGUCAGCUUUGAGAUGGCGGGUGUCAGAUCUCCGAAAACGUCGGAGCACUUUUGCAAAUAUGUGAUGUUUUUGUAAACCGAGCAGGUAUCUGACGUUUACACAACUACAUUCACGCCUCAAAAUAUCUUAAGUGUAUUUUGUGACCCAGAAAGAGCAAUAUUACAACUAAGCAGCUGCCGCCAUUGUUGGAAUUCAACUUUUGCGCGAUCUCACAAAAGCACGUCUUAAUUUUUUUUUCUCCCAUGUCCCCUGCGGGGCUCCGUAUGAUUGAACCUUUUAAAGCUAAAUUUAAGCAGCUUUGAUUCGUCAGAUCAGCUGAUUCGUAGCUUGAUUGAUCAUUAAGAUUUGAUCGGCUCUAACAUGCAGAGCGGUCAGCAUCAGCUGUGAGCUGGGAGUCUGAUCCAUAGAUCCUCAAACGUCUGCCAUCUGUAAGAAUGUGGGAGACAUUUCUGGGUUGAGGAUGACGUCCUUGUGAUGUUCGCGCUGCCGCUGAAGCGUGAGAAGCUCUCGUCUGAUUGGCUCGGAGAUGUCCGCCGUCUGCUGCGCCGUCGUGUAAAGUUGUUUACUUUCAUAUUUGCACUGAGCGACUUUUGUGAGUUUGGCCCGAUCCUGAAGAUGAGUCCUCGCAAACCGCUCCCCGUUCGUUGAUCUCGUGUACGCUGAAACCUUUGGUACGAUUUUUGCACUGCAGGUGAGGAAAGGCGGAGUCUGAAUGUAGGUGUGGAGCUCCAGGAAGAGGAGCGCGCUGUGAAUGUCACUGAAAUAUUUCCUGAGUAUGAGCCUAGGUCAGCUUCGGGGUUUUAUCAUUGAGCUAGUGGUACUUGGUCGUCCUUUAGUUCCCGCAGCGGCGUUUUCUCCACGGUCUCGAGCCGCGGGGAGUCAGCUGACCCUUCAGAGAGCGACAGGUGAUCGUGGACGCUCGUUUUCUUCCUUCAGCUCGCUCAGAUCUGAGCAGACUUGGACGUUGAAGGCAGAAACUCUGAAAGUGAUUCAUUCACCUAUAACACGUCCCAAUGAGAUCAAACCCCGCCCACUCGCACACCUGACCAACCACCGCACAAAACAGAAUCGUUCAAAGUUACAGAGAAACGGACAGAAACGACCCGACUCCAUUAAAAGUGUGGUGUGAGGUGGAGGGGUCGGGCGGUGUUUGAAGCUCAGUUUGAAUAUCGGAGUUGAAUACGAACAGCACAAAGCGAGUGUUUCCUUCAUGCAUCUGGCCUGUAACGCGUCGGUGUGUGAGGCGGCGCGCUCAGUACGGCGGCCGGGAUCCUGGAGGCGACCACCGCUCCGCCUGUCGGGGCGUCAUUACCAAAAAAAUAAGAAAAGAAGAAGAAACAGGACGACUACUGUGACGACUACUGAACUACAGCUUCCCCAAGCUGCACUGGAACAAGCUGGCGUUCAGAUGAACUGGACUUGAGUGCAUUCAGACACUGGGAAGACUGGAACGCUGGAGCUGGGAUGUGAGUGCCCUGCGGGCACUUCCAUGAUGUCAAACGGUGAACGUGGGGGUGAACCUGCACCUGCAGGUGUGCUGACAUGUUGUCUGUGGUGUGGGGGGCAGUAAUCUGUGCUUGUCACCUGUUAAUAAAACAGUGUGGGCGGGA